GACGUAUUCAUAUAUGAACAGUGAUUAAUGAUUAGGUUCUUCAAUUUGGAAGUAAGAGAUGUCUGCGCAGUAUGAAAAAUCUGACUCCAAACCUCCUUCUGGAUCAGGGUCUUGCUUGUAUGAUCUCUUAUGUUCAGAAACACCACGUUGGGAUCGACCAAGUGAUGCAGAGAUUACUACAUCUUGGUUUCUCAGAAAAGAACGGAAAUCCUCUGGUGCACAAGCAAAGCUUGAGAGAAUGUUGGAAGAGUCUGGGAAUAGUAUUUGUGCUGAUUGUGGAUCUCCGGAUCCUAAAUGGGUAUCUUUAAGUCUUGGAGUUUUUAUUUGUAUCAAAUGCUCCGGUGUUCAUAGAAGCCUUGGAACACAUAUCAAAGAGGUUUUAUCAGUAAAGCUAGAUGAAUGGACGGAUGACCAAGUUGAUUCUCUGGUAAAUUUGGGUGGCAAUAACGUAGUAAACAAUAAGUAUGAAGCUUUCCUUCCUGAUAGCCUUAGUAAACCCAGACCAGAUUCCUCCAUUGAAGAACGCUCUGAUUUCAUUAGGAGAAAAUAUGAGAUGCAGCAAUUUUUGGAAGGCAAUGAACAAACGAACUGCUUCAAUCAGCCGCAUCAUCAGACUUCUUUGUCGACAUUACGAAAUACUUCCAACAACCAUUUUAGUGACAAAAAACAUAGUGAGAAACAUAGCAGACAUCGAAUUGGUCAAAGAUUUAGAAACAGUUGGGGAAGAAAAGAUUGUGAUCAGCUGAAGAGUAAGAAGAGCAACUCUUUGGCAGGCAUGGUUGAAUUUGUUGGGCUGAUUAAAGUGAAUGUCGUUAAAGGCACCAAUCUAGCAGUCCGGGACAUGCUCACUAGCGAUCCCUAUGUCAUUCUUGCAUUGGGUCAACAAUCGGUAAAGACUCGUGUCAUAAAGAACAGCCUAAAUCCGAUCUGGAACGAAAGCUUAAUGUUGUCAAUUCCAGAAAGCAUUCCUCCUUUGAAAGUGCUUGUGUAUGAUAAAGAUACUUUCAAGGCUGAUGAUUUUAUGGGGGAUGCCGAGAUUGACAUUCAACCGCUUGUUGCGGCGGCAAAAGCCUACGAAAAGUCCGAGAUUAAUGUCAUGAAGCUUGGAAAACCAGUGGCAAGCAAAGAGAACCACCUCGUAAAAGAUGAUACCAUAACCUUAACAGAUGGGAGUGUUAAACAGGAGAUCUCCCUUAGGCUACAAAAUGUUGAGAGAGGAACGUUAGAGAUUGAACUCGAAUGCGUCCCGCUAACGCAAUAGUGGUCGUAAAUAUCCCGGUACAUAUUGAGAUGUCAAAACCGAUUGGAUUAUGUAAUAUAGGAAUGUUAUUCUUUUUAUAAGAUUUGGAUUCGAGCAGUUGUAUUUGUAAGA
Messenger RNA from Hibiscus syriacus, 1372 nucleotides. RefSeq names its product probable ADP-ribosylation factor GTPase-activating protein AGD11. NCBI's taxonomy places the organism in Eukaryota, Viridiplantae, Streptophyta, Magnoliopsida, Malvales, Malvaceae. The record is from RefSeq and is a predicted model, not a curated record. Gene Ontology annotation, molecular function: GTPase activator activity; phospholipid binding.